Molecule: messenger RNA, 474 nt
Organism: Penicillium soppii
Lineage: Eukaryota; Fungi; Ascomycota; Eurotiomycetes; Eurotiales; Aspergillaceae
Product: putative BYS1 domain protein
Exons: 1
Coding region: 1-474 (157 amino acids)
Source: RefSeq, a predicted model, not a curated record
AUGCACUUUUCUACAGCUGUCAUUGCCUCGGUUGCGGCUCUGGCUCCUCUCGCCAGCGCCGUCGGCAACGCCAUCGUCACCAACAACUGCAACUUCCCCGUUUAUGUCUGGUCGGUUGGUGGAAGCGUUGGACCAAAGCAAACCCUCCAACAAGGUCAGACCUAUACCGAGGCACUGCACCAUGACGCUGCCUCUGGCGGUAUCUCGCUCAAAAUCACAACUGUCGACAACGGCUUGUACAACGGCAGUCCUCAGACCAACUUCGCCUACACCUUGGAUCCCGGUACUGUCUGGUAUGAUCUUUCGGAUGUCUUUGGCGACCCAUUCUCUGGCAAGCCGAUUGUCGUGCGGCCUACCGUUUCUUCUUGCCCUAACCUCUGUUGGGCGCAGGGCGUCAACCCCGGAGGUAGCCAGGUCAAGAGCUGCACGUCAGAUGCAAGUGUCAAUUUGAAUCUCUGCGCAGCAAAAUGCUAA